AUGUUCAUUAUCGAACCUCCAAAGGAUACUGUUCGAUAUUCCAAAGAUAAAAUUCGAGCCCGCAUAAGCUGCGAUACCAGCAGGAGAGGAACUGUUAUCCCACUGGCCUUUCCCAUCUUCCUAAUAGGUAUGUGCACAAUUUACGCGAUUAAGACCCGCAAUCUACCUCAGAAUUUUAAUGAAGCGAAGUUCAUAGGAUUUACGAUGUACACAACAUGUGUUCUUUGGCUCGCGGUUAUUCCAGUUUACCUCUCGGGCUAUGAGACCGAAAUGGUGUUGACAUUGUGCAUCAGCGUGUCAGCAAGCAUUGCCCUAGUGAUCCUCUUUUUCCCCAAAACCUACAUCAUCCUCUGUCGACCAGAAAAAAAUUCUCGAGCGUCAUAUGCAACCGCGAAGGAUAUUAGAUGUCAUAUUGGCGUGCUCCAGACGAAUGUGCAUCCAAAAGUUCGGAAGAAUAAAUUUUGGAAGAAAAGCAACAAUUGUGACCCUCGUGAAUCCUCGGCUUUUACCGAAGUAGUUGAAAUAGGAGCGGAAAAGAGAGCUGCGCCGAGGUCACCUCCAUUAUCAAGCACCAAGUUAAAUAAUUUAGACCGAAUUACUGAACAUAUGAUGACGGAAGAUAAAAGAAAUUCAAUGUUGAGCAAUAGGAAUAGGGGUGCUGUUUCACCUGGAUCCGCAAACUCCGUUCAAUUUGUUCUGGAGGGUAGUCAGCUGAGGAGGUCUUUCAUUCGUCGAGAAAAACAGAAACAUUCGUCACAACCUGAUAAGCCAACGCACAAAGAAGAGAUGUGCCAGACUGAAUGGACCUUACCACCAGGAAAUGACCUAGAAUUGGCCGAGGCAGAAGAGUUCUCAACGGCAUCGGAAACUGAUAUUCCACUUUCAGAGUUAUCUCUUCUAUAA
Molecule: messenger RNA, 903 nt
Organism: Rodentolepis nana
Lineage: Eukaryota; Metazoa; Platyhelminthes; Cestoda; Cyclophyllidea; Hymenolepididae
Source: the annotation of a GenBank genome assembly